Aphanomyces invadans is the source of this 1854-nucleotide messenger RNA. Its product is annotated as CMGC/CDKL protein kinase, variant 2. Gene Ontology annotation, molecular function: ATP binding; cyclin-dependent protein serine/threonine kinase activity. The transcript is spliced from 8 exons. The coding region runs from base 88 to 1374 and encodes 428 amino acids. The record is from RefSeq and is a predicted model, not a curated record. Gene Ontology annotation, biological process: protein phosphorylation. NCBI's taxonomy places the organism in Eukaryota, Oomycota, Saprolegniomycetes, Saprolegniales, Verrucalvaceae. Gene Ontology annotation, cellular component: nucleus.
AACGGGCGCGCGUGUGAGCCCAUAUCAGGUGUGCUGCAUGUUGUGUAGCCGGCGCGCGGUCGCAUCGGUCGUUCCAGUUGCAUAGGCAUGGAAAACUAUGAGAACUUGGGCACGAUCGGCGAAGGCACGUACGGCGUCGUCCUCAAGUGCCGACACAAGGAAACCGGCCAGAUCGUCGCGAUCAAAAAGUUUAAAGAGUCCGACGAGGACGAGCAAGUCAAGAAGACUGCGAUGCGAGAAAUUCGCAUUCUCAAGCAACUCAAGCACGAGAACAUUGUCAACUUGAUCGAAGUGUUUCGACGCAAGGGCAAGCUGUAUCUGGUGUUUGAGUACGUCGAGAAGACGAUCCUGGAGGAAAUUGAAAAGAACCCGGAGGGCCUGGACCCGGCCGUGAUCCGGAGCCUUAUGUGGCAACUGGUCCGGGCGAUUCAGUUUUGCCACCAAAACAACAUUAUCCAUCGAGACAUCAAGCCAGAGAACCUCCUCGUGUCCAAGAACGGUGUCCUCAAGCUGUGCGAUUUUGGAUUUGCACGCACGUUGGCGGCGGCAGGCGCCAAGUACACAGACUACGUGUCCACGCGGUGGUACCGCGCCCCCGAGUUGCUCGUUGGCGACGUCUCGUACGGGAAAGCCGUCGACAUUUGGGCCGUGGGGUGCAUGUUUGCCGAGAUCACGACCGGUCUGCCGCUUUUCCCAGGGGACUCGGACAUUGACCAGCUCUACCACAUCAUCAAGUGCUUGGGGCGCAUAACGUCGCGCCAGCAAGAGCUCUUUCGUAAAAACUCGCUGUACGUUGGCGUGAAGCUGCCCGAAGUGACGGAAGUCGAGUCGCUGGAAGACCGGUUUCCACAGCUCGACAAAGUCUCGAUCGACUUUCUCAAGCAAACUGUCCAGGACGAGCCGUUGGACCGGUGGACGUGCGCAGAGCUCCUCAAACAUCCCUUGAUUGCUGAAGGCGCACAAGAAUACGAUGAACAGCUGAGAGAGAGCAUCGCAAAGGACAUUGUAGAUAAUAUGGUCAAACCUGUACCUGGAAGGCGACCAAAGAAGCCCCCGCCGACGCCGUCGCAAGCGGCGUCGAGACCCCCGGCCCAGCCACAGCUCAUGCCCGCUAAACCUCCUCCAUCCAUCGGCACCCCCCCCAACGACCAUGCCACAACGACAACCUCGCCUUCCACAAAGCAGACCCCUCCGCACGGCGGCAUCGCAAUGAAUCACACGACGAAAACGUCGAAACUAGCACAUGUCAAGGCAGACCCCUAUAGCACUACGAUGGCCCCCGAUACACCGAAGAAGCAACCUCAUCACCACCACGGUACACAGAACUCUCGAGUGACGUGGCCAUUGGGGUUGAUGCGACGAUCUUGCAGGUGACAAGGGGGCUGGAAAAGGUACAUUGUUUUCACCGGCCCAUGGCAUCGGCGGAGUGCCCCAGCGCUUCCUCCCCAAUCUAAGCAUCUCAUCGCCGUUUGGCGACACUCCCUCCAACAACGAAGAGCUCAUUCCAGGCUCGUCUCGGCGACACAAGCCCCCCGUCAAAUGCAUCGACCAACAGCACGAGAUUACAGUGUCCGAUGAGACGGCCAAGUUGAUCGACCACCACACAGCAACCCGCAUGUCUAUGACGUCCCACGGCAGCCGUGGGGGCGUCAACGCUGCUCCAACGACGAUGAAGCCUCUGCGGAAAUGCACCGUUCCACCGUCGCCCAAGCGAAAGAUUGCGCCUCCGCUAGAGAAGACACCCCCCCUCGUUGCGGCCAUGCCCCCCAGGACAUCGCAGUCGCAUUCGAGGCGAGAUCGCGCGUAUUAACCUGCCGUAAUCUAAAUACCCCAGCACAAAAUGGGAUAUCGGCA